Molecule: messenger RNA, 5269 nt
Organism: Protomyces lactucae-debilis
Lineage: Eukaryota; Fungi; Ascomycota; Taphrinomycetes; Taphrinales; Protomycetaceae
Exons: 1
Biological process (GO): rRNA processing
Cellular component (GO): small-subunit processome; nucleolus
Molecular function (GO): RNA binding; protein binding
Source: RefSeq, a predicted model, not a curated record
AGAAAUACAUACAUAGUCUGGCCCUAGCCCUGCUACACAAUGGCCCCAGACAAAAAGAGAAAGCGUUCUGAUGCGCCUACUUCGAAGCCUGCGCCUGUGGCUCCGGUCGCCGCUGUUUCGUCGCUUCUCAAAUCCGACGAAGCCUUCCCUCGAGGUGGUGCCAGCGUAUUGACGCCCUUUGAGUACAAGGAAGCAGCCAAUGAGGCUCGCCAAGAGCUGUUCAGUGAAGGUCCCAUCAGCGGGAAUGCCGACAAUGUCAAUGGCGACGAAUCUGGUGCCACGGCAGCGAAGAAGAUUAAGCGUCGAAAGUCUGGCAAGAUGGACAAGGCAGUCGCUAUCGCCAGCGAGCCGCGACAGGCCAAGAUUGAGGGACUGUCAUUUAAGCGUAUGACGCCUGGUACGCUUGUGCUUGGUCAAGUGACGGCCAUUGGCCCCGCCGAUUUGACUAUUGCGCUGCCCAACAACUUGAGCGGCUACGUGCCCAUCGGCAACAUUUCCGCAACACUCACAGCUCGUUUGACUGCAGAUGAAGACAGCGACGUGGAGAUGGAGGAUGAGGAAAAUUCGGAUUUGCCUGAUCUCGAUGACCUCUUCAGCAUUGGCCAGUGGCUGCGUUGUGCAGUGACAGCAGCCUCAAGCGGUGCAGCAGGCAAAGAUGGACUUGUAACGAAGAAGCGUAUCGACUUGUCUGUCGACCCCGAUCUUGUCAACAAAGGUCAGAUCCCUGAGACACUGCAGGCGCGGUCUGUUGUGCAAGCGGCCGUGCGUAGUAUUGAAGACCAUGGUCUUGUUAUGGAUCUCGGUAUGGACGACGCAAGCGGGUUCAUCAAGUCAAAGGAAAUCACUGAGCCGGCAGCCUCUUACAAAGUCGGACAAGUGUUGCUUUGCUCCGUCACGUCUGCUGCUUCAGGCUCUGGUCGGAAAGUCAUACAGCUCUCCCCUGAAUUGGCAAAGAAUCCCAAAAAGCUCAAAGUCAGGGAUCUUCUCGACGUCAAGGCUAUCCUUCCCGGUGAUGGUGUUGAAGUGGUGAUUGCCGAUGCACAACUCAAUUCAUUCUCUGGAAAAGUGCUUGGCCAUCUCGAAGCUACCUGCGAUGUCUUCGCCACAGGCUCAUUGGGUAGCCGCGAGUUCAAGGAAGGCGAGAAAUUAUUUGCUCGUGUCCUAUUCACUCAUACGGAGAGCGAGCCGCGUCGUAUUGCAGUAUCCUUGUUGGCACACGUCGUUGGUCUCACAACGGCAACAACAGCCACUCAGUCUACUCCACUGGAUGCCUUGCCUACUGGCUUUGUUCUCGAUGAAGCUUCUGUCAAGCACAUUGAGCCCGGUCUUGGUCUCUUUUGCAGUGUCGGCGUUGAGGGCUUGUCUGGCUUUGUUCACAUUUCUCGCAUGAGCGACGAGAAGAUCACGACCAUUGAAGCGAAUGGUCAAUAUCGGGUUGGCUCCAUGCACCGUGCUCGCGUCAUUGGCUUCAGCUCUGUUGACGGCUUGUAUCUGCUUUCCAUGGAAGACUCUAUUCUCGAGUCCAAGUUUCUCAGCGCUGCCGAUGCAUCUAUUGGCCAGCAAGUCAGCGGCACCGUCGAACGCUUUAUCAAGGGAGGCAUGUUUGUCAAACUUUCCAGCACCGUCACUGGCUAUGUGCCUGAUUUGCACAUUGCUGAUGUCAAGCUACAGUUCCCCGAGAAGAAGUUCAAGGAAGGCUCCACCGUCAAGUGUCGCGUGCUCGAUUCGGACCCUAUCAAGAAGCGCGUCACACUCACGAUGAAGAAGUCUCUCGUCAAUGCUGAGACGCCCAUCUUGUCAAGCUACGAUUCCAUUCUGACAGGUGCCAAGUCGACCGGCGUCAUUGUCAAGCUCUAUGACAGCGGUGCGCUUGUGCAGUUCUACGGUGGUGUUCAUGGCUUUUUACCUUCUUCACAAAUGAGUGAGGCCUACAUCAGCAACCCCAAGGAACACUUCAAGGUCGGCCAGACACUCGGCGUGACAGUCAUCAGUAUCAAUGUAGACGAGCAGAAGAUGACAGUCAGCUGCCGUGAUUCGAGCGCAUGGGACGAGAGCAAGCUCGACGCCUUCACUGAGCUUGCUUGUGGCUCUAUCUUGGCUGCUACAAUUACCGAGAAGACUGCGAAUAAACUUGUUGUUUCGCUCUUGCCGUCUGGCUUUACAGGCACGAUUGAUCUCGCGCAUCUCUCAGAUGGCGAUUCUAGCAAGUGCGACAAAGCCAUGGCAAAAGCGCGUGUCGGUGGACAUAUCAAAGAGCUUGUUGUUCUUGACAAGCAGGAUGCACAAAAGCAGGUCAUUCUCAGUGCCAAGCCGAGUCUCAUCAAAGCCGCCAAGGCCGGCUCCUUGCCAUCUGACUUUUCUUCGCUGCAACGCGGUCAGAAGCUUGUUGGCUUUGUUCGCAAAGCUGCUGAUUAUGGUGUGCUUGUUGGUUUUGCCAAUGGCUUGACUGGACUUUGUUUGAAGCACAAUCUCUCUGAGGAGCACGUCUCGAUGCCUGCUUCCCUGUUUUCAGUGGGUCAAUCAGUCUCUUGUACCUUCACUGAAGUGGAAGCCGUGCAGCAGCGUUUCCAAGUCUCCAUGAAGCCUGUCAGUUCGGUCAGCCAGGUUGGCCCACAGGAGCCACUCGAGGCACCGGUGGAUGGCUCACUUGCUUCUAUUGCUGAUCUUGUCCCUGGUCGCGUGUGUAAAGCGCGUAUUUCUUCCAUCAAAGAGACGCAACUCAACGUGCUAUUCGCCGAGGGUGUACAAGGCCGUGUGGACGUGUCAUCUUGUUUCGAGUCAAUUGAGGACAUCAAGGAUACAUCGAAGCCUUUGCAGCAAUUCAAGUUGCAGCAGGAAAUCACAGUCAAGGUUAUUGGGUACCAUGAUGCCAAGCUGCACAAGUUUUUGCCGUUGACACAUCGCCAGCUCAACAACAAGACCAUCUUCGAGUGUUCUGCGCGGCCGUCUGAUGUUGCAAAUAAGGGCGUGCCUAUGCUUGACUUUGAGCAAGUCAAAGUCGGCGAGCUGUACACUGCUUUUGUCAACAACAUCAAUCCUGACUGUCUCUGGGUAAACUUGUCGCCUGAGGUGCGCGGUCGUGUCAAACUGCUCGACCUGGACAUCGAUGCUUCUUCUGCUCAAUCGCCAGAAGCCAUCUCGCAGCAUUAUCCGACUGGUUCUGCUUUGCAAUGCCGUGUCACUCACCUGGAUCUCGCCACGAAACACCUAGACUUGUCCCAGCGUGCUGUUGACUCUGCUUCGGCGCCACUCACUGAUCUCGAUUCAAUUGUCAUUGGCCAGACAUAUCCGGCCAAGCUGACGCGUGUUGCCGAGUCAGGCAUGCUUGCACAGUUGACAGAGUCCAUUACGGGUCGCAUUGCAUUGACUGAUAUCUCCUCAGAUUAUCAGGAAAAGCCAACGGUGGACUUCAAGAAGCAUGAGAUUUGUCAGGUCGUGGUUAAGUCUGUGGAUGUGCCCAACAAGAAGGUUGCGCUUUCGCUGCGUCAGUCUAGUGGUCCUGAUCCUGAAAUCAGCACUGUUGCAGAUCUCAAGGUUGGUUCGCGUUAUCGUGGCUAUGUCAAGAACGUCGCCGACUCGGGUCUUUUCGUUGAGCUUGGUCGUGAUGUUGUUGCGCGUGUCAAGAUUGCUGAUGUAUCAGACGCCUUUGUCAAGAACUGGAAGAAGCUCUUUUCUGUUGAUCAGCUCGUCGCAGGCACUGUGGUUGCGGCUGACCCCAAGGCAAAGCGUGUCGAGUUUACACUGAAGAAGAAUCCUGGCAAGACUGGCAAGCAGCAGCAACUCGGUGAUCUGAAAGUUGGGCAGGUGAUUGAAGCAACCGUCAAGAAGAUUGAGGCAUUUGGCAUCUUCUUGUCAGUCAACAGCACAGGUGGCAAAGUCUCUGGUCUUUGUCACAAGUCUGAGAUUGCCGACAAGGCUGUCGCUGAUAUCAGCAAGAUCUAUUCCGUUGGUGACCUGGUCAAGGCGAAAGUUUUGUCUGUGGAGGAGAGCAAAAAGCGCAUUUCUUUUGGACUGAAGGCCUCGUACUUUGGCGAUGCUGGCGAUGUUGAUGACGAAGACGAGGACGAGGUCAUGGCUGAGGCGUCAGAUGUUGAUGAAGAGGAUGAGUUCGCGGAGGAGGAAGAGGAGGAGGAUGUGCCCUCUGCUGAUGAAGACGAGGAAAGCCAAGAAGAGGACGAGGAAGAAGCCGGCAAAUCUAGCGACGACGACGAUGAGGAGAUGGAGCAAUCAGAAAAGAAGCCCGCUCUGAAUGUUGGAGGCUUUGACUUUACUGGUGCUUCAGUCUUUGGCGACAAAGACCAAGUCGACUCUUCGUCAGAAGAAGACGAUGCUCCCAAGCCUGCAAAAGUGAAGCGUGUUAAGAAGAAGCACCUGGUUGCCGCUUCUGGCGAUGGCUCUGCGCAGUCUCCUGCUGACUUUGAGAAGCUUCUGCUUGGUGCUCCAGACUCCUCGCUCGUGUGGAUCAACUAUAUGGCCUUCCAUAUGCAACUAUCUGAAGUUGGCAAAGCACGCGAAGUGGCAGAGCGUGCACUCAAGGCGAUACAUUUCCGUCGCGAGAAGGAGAAGCUCAAUGUCUGGAUGGCGCUCAUCAACUUGGAGAACAACUUUGGUACUGAAGAGUCUCUGGAUGAAGUCUUCAAACGCUCAUGUCAAUUCAAUGAUGCGAGAGAGAUGCAUGCGCGUUUAGCAGGCGCCCUCAUUCGUUCUGGCAAGCUCGACAAGGCUGAUGCCGUCUACAGCGAAAUGGUGUCCAAGUUCUCCAACAACCUUGCUGGUUGGGUCGAGUAUGCUCGCUUCUUGGCCAACCCUGAUGAGGCGACUGGCAAGGCGGAUAUGGAGGCCGCACGUGCGCUCCUUCCUCGCGCGCUCAAGUCUUUGAGCAAAAAAGACCAACUCUCUGCUAUUCAAAAGUUUGCGCAAAUUGAGUAUCGCAUCGGUGAUGCAGAACGCGGCCGUACUUUGUUUGAGGGGCUCUUGUCUGCACACCCAAAGCGUCUUGAUCUCUGGAACGUCUUGAUUGAUAUGGAGACGAGUCAACGUCGGGAUCCAGUCGAAGUGCGCAAGUUGUAUGAACGUCUCAUGGCCAUGCCGCAAAGUUCACGCAAGGCCAAGUCUGUAUUCAAGAAAUGGCUGCAGUUUGAAAAGCAAUUUGGCACGGAGGAUGAUGUCGAGCGAGUCAAGGCACGGGCUGUUGAGUUUGUGGAGAGUCAUUAAGUAUAGAGCAAGCAUAGCGAAUGAUUUAAUUUUGUUGGUACAAUUUGCAAAGAUG